GCUGUCGAGCGGCAGCGGAGGAGCAGGACUGAGGGCCACGCUAUGCAGGAACAAACACGCUCUGGAAUUCCAUUUCUGCCCUCGCAAGCAGCUGCUUUCCGCCCCAUGGGGUGAGCGAGCGAUCGCUCGGCACAGAGGACGAGCUCGGUUCACAGAAAGAAGGCUGAGAGAGGCAUGCGAGCGCCGGCACCGCAGCCUCCAGGAAACCCUCUGCUAAAGCACGCAGACCCCGCAAGUCUGCACGGACCACACUUUGCCAUCAUGAUCUACAGCCAAGAGUAAGUCAGAAAGGUCUACAACAGCUUCAACAAAUCGAGGGGGGAAAUGGAACUAAGCAAGCUCUGCGAUGAUCUCUUCUACCACAAAUGAUACGAGUUUCGACUUCUGAAGAUCGGGUAUGUGAUUACAAAUCGCAGCGGGAAAGGGAAGAGUGACCUCCUAGGGCUCACUGCUGGAGACGUACUCCCUGCUACAGGGCUUGUGCUGCUUCUCUGGAACUUUGCAGAGCUGCACAUAGUUCUAGCACGUCUGCAAGUUCUCCUGCGAUCUUUAAAAGGAGUUGCAAUAAAGACACCGAGAGAAAUCUCCAAACCAAGGGAAUUUAAAAUAUACCACUAUAAUGGUAAGCUCUAACUGUUCCACUGAGGACUCCUUUAAGUACACUUUAUAUGGGUGUAUCUUCAGCAUGGUGUUUGUUCUCGGCCUCAUAGCAAACUGCGUUGCUAUCUACAUUUUCACUUGUACGUUAAAAGUGAGAAACGAGACCACAACUUACAUGCUUAACUUAGCAAUAUCGGACCUGCUUUUCGUGUUUACCUUACCCUUCAGGAUUUAUUACUUUGUAGCCAGAAACUGGCCCUUUGGAGACAUUCUUUGCAAGAUUUCUGUCACCCUCUUCUAUACAAAUAUGUACGGGAGCAUUUUAUUCCUGACUUGCAUCAGCGUCGAUCGCUUUCUAGCAAUCGUGCACCCCUUCCGAUCCAAGACGCUGCGAACUAAACGGAAGGCAAAGAUGGUCUGCGCCGCGGUGUGGGUAACUGUGCUGGCAGGCAGCACACCAGCCAGCUUCUUCCAGUCCACAAACCGCCGGAACAACACUGGGCAAAGAACGUGUUUUGAAAACUUCUCAGAGGACACGUGGAAAACCUACCUAUCCCGGAUUGUCAUCUUCAUUGAAAUCGUUGGGUUUUUCAUCCCGCUCAUCUUGAACGUGACCUGCUCCACCAUGGUCCUUCGGACUCUGAAUAAACCGCUUACGUUAAGUCGGAAUAAAGUGAGCAAGAAAAAGGUACUCAAAAUGAUUUUUGUCCAUCUGGUGAUAUUCUGCUUCUGCUUUGUGCCUUACAACAUUACCUUAAUACUUUACUCCCUGAUGAGAACACAGACCUGGAUUAACUGCUCGGUGGUAACUGCAGUCAGGACUAUGUACCCCAUCACCCUGUGCAUCGCUGUUUCGAAUUGCUGCUUUGACCCCAUAGUCUAUUAUUUCACAUCAGAUACAAUUCAAAACUCAAUAAAAAAGAACCGCUCCACCAGAGCGCGGGACAUCACAUUUUCUGAAAGGCCAGUUUCAGAAAGCUUCUUUCAACACAGCCUUCAGACUAUAAAAAUGAAAAUACUUGAUGGUGACUCUACAAUAUGAGCUGCAUCGAAAGACUACUGGGACUGAACACAAACUUGAAGCCUGCACAUUUUCUAAGUUGUGGAAAUGUAUUCUGAUAUGUAAAUGUUACACUUCCUUCACAUCAUAAAAGUUUAUGAUAAGAGUGUAAAAGUGUUAAGCCUAAUACUGCACAGAAAAAGUAUUGAGGUAAAAAUUUGUGUUAAAUACCUGUUCUGACAGGUUGUGUGUUAAAAAUGACCUCUUGGUUUUGGAUUAGGUUAACCAAAGUCCAACAAUUGUCUGUUGAGUCACUUGCAAAAGUAGGUGGGUUUGGCUUCUAAAGUUAAAACAGUUGCUCAUUUUUAAUUAUAUUGGGUUUCCAAGAUGGAAAAUGAGGAAGAGGGUAAAGCUAUCUUGUUUACACUGCAGGAUCCAGUAGCUGAGGAAAAGAGCACCAUACUGAUCAUACCACUUCAGCUACUGUGCCUACUCUGGACUUUUUCUCUGCUUUAUUCCUCCUCCCUCCUCCUUUGUGCACCUUCCUUCUUAGGGACCAUUAUGUUUGCAGGAGGCUUUGAUCAACGGGCUACAAGAACUUUGUUUCUCUCAGGUGAAUCUGAUAAAAUAUAUGCUCUCUCCACAAGCCUGGCCCCCAUAAAGCAAUUAAAUCUUCUGGUAGUUUAGGGCACCUGGAAACAACUCAAACUGGUUUUUCUUCUCACCUCUGUCUCAUAUGUCUCUGUAAUUAAAACAAAAUAACUUCUGAUGACUGAAGUGAGAGCUUUAGGUACAGUACCGUUUGAUUAAAUUCUUUUGUGAGAUGUUCUUCAACACAACAUGACUUCGGAGAAAAAAAGAACAUCCUUCAAAUAAGGUAAUUCAAGCUCAAAGUAAUAGUUUCUUAGAAAAACAUGACUUUUGCUAAUGAGAAAUGAGCAUGUGCAUCAACUCAGAUAGUUCUUCAAGGAAACAAUUUGGUGUCCCAUAAAAAAAAAAACACAAGACAGUAACUUUCAGAGCGAAGCCUCCUCUCUACUUUUGUGUCCUAUAAAUGUGAGCAUUUAAAUUUUCAAAUGUCUAUUUUCUUGCAAACUUUAAAAAUAAAAUACUUGGGGCUACACAGUGGGAAAAUUCAUGAGGACAGUUUGAAAAGUCAGAGCCACGUGAAAGGAGAAAUCUAUGUGUAUUACUGUUACAAACAGGAGUAUGUAGAUAAAAGUGCUUUCAAACACCCUGCCACAUAUGGUUGCCUAGCUACAACAGCAUUGUAUACAUUUCCCUCAAAAUUAAUUUAACAUUACUGUAUAAUUAAAUAAAUAUUUUUAAAGGUAAAA
Molecule: messenger RNA, 2937 nt
Organism: Pogoniulus pusillus (Red-fronted tinkerbird)
Lineage: Eukaryota; Metazoa; Chordata; Aves; Piciformes; Lybiidae
Gene: LPAR6
Product: lysophosphatidic acid receptor 6
Exons: 1
Coding region: 620-1642 (340 amino acids)
Biological process (GO): positive regulation of Rho protein signal transduction; phospholipase C-activating G protein-coupled receptor signaling pathway
Cellular component (GO): plasma membrane
Molecular function (GO): lysophosphatidic acid receptor activity
Source: RefSeq, a predicted model, not a curated record